Molecule: messenger RNA, 1066 nt
Organism: Hippocampus comes (tiger tail seahorse)
Lineage: Eukaryota; Metazoa; Chordata; Actinopteri; Syngnathiformes; Syngnathidae
Product: protein POF1B-like
Exons: 6
Coding region: 16-690 (224 amino acids)
Biological process (GO): epithelial cell morphogenesis; actin filament organization; bicellular tight junction assembly
Cellular component (GO): adherens junction; bicellular tight junction; actin filament
Molecular function (GO): actin filament binding
Source: RefSeq, a predicted model, not a curated record
GCGAGGCUCGACCGUAUGAACUUUAGCAAGCCGUUACGCAAAGGUCUCACUGGCCGACUACCCAUCUUGUGCGCCCAGGUGUCUCUGAAGGAGACCACCUCCUCCCAGCGUGCCUUGGAGAGCCAGCUGAUGAGCGCCCGCAACGUCGACUCGAGCCGCGACUUCCGGAUGCGGGAGUUGGAAGGACGCAUCAGGGCUCUGGAGAAGGAGAACGAAAUUCUCCGACAGAAGCAAUUAGGCCAAUCUAACAGCAGCACGCUGCACAUCAAGACCGAGGAGCUGUCGCGGCAAUUCAACGAGCAGCUCAGCAUCAUGAAACAGGAGAAGGAGCAAGAGAUCCAGCGGCUGCGGACUCAGAUUACGAGGCUCCAGACGGAGAUCACCACCGAGAGGACGUCAUCCGCAUCGGAGAAGACCCUCCAGCUGAAGAUCUCGGAGCUCCUCGCCAUGCUGGAGCAGCGGCAGACCACCAUCACCAGACAGGAGGAGGAGAUCCGGAAGCUGAUGAUGGACAGAACCAAAAACGACAACUCCAGGACAACUAAGACUAUCAUCACCAAAAGAUACAGGACCCAGUACCCGAUCCUCGGCCUGCUGGGUGACGACUACCAGGGGACCACGAGCUCGCCCAUCGGUGAAGACAAGACUGUCGUCAUUGAACGAACUGGAGAGGUUUUUCAACAGGAAUGAGGGAACAACAACGUGGAAAUCACCCGUCCUGUCCACUCCAUUGAUUCCAUAGGAUGACUCUAACGUGGGAAUGCACCCGAUCUUUUAUUUUGAUACUAAUACAACAAUUCUAUGCCCCCCCCUUUUUUUUUUUUUGCAUUGGCCAAUUAUGGGCAAACACUGACUAGCUUUUGCAGUAGUUUAUUGAUGUUUCCCCAUAAAGCAAGGUGAAUUUGUCGCUGUACAUAUUUAAAUAUAUAUAUUUCUGAGACGGUUUAGAGAAAUGGGGAGCUUUGCUUUGCUGUCAGACGCUUGCGUGUAAUGUUUAUUGGAGGGUAGGAUGAAGGGAGGAGGUGCAUGGAUGUGGGCGCUUAUAGUUGUUGAAUGGAUCUUAAAG